UGCUCCCGCUCACGGAUUAUGCGGUGACGCUCUCGGCGGCGCUCGCGGAGAUGCCUCCGGUAGUACCAGCGCCGGUGCUUUCCCCGAGGCUUCCCACGGAGCGGUUCUCGGUGGCGUCCUGGUCCCCGACGAGACAACUCCGGAGAACAGACGUGACGACAACGGCUGCUCGCAGGAAGUGGCAGCGGCGUGGCCGCCCGUCGUCCACCCACAUGCCAGAAAAAUGGCUGAUGCGACCACACCAGCGCGGCCUUCUGGAAAACCCGUAGACAAGUGUAUGGCCCGUGCGGUCCAACCGGAACCCCGUGCCCACUACCGAACGGUGACCUGGGCGGGUCUACGAGACGUGACAAUCCUCAGCAUUUCAUUGAUCAUGGGAAUCCUAGCGACCAUGGUAUCAUGGGCAUGCCACCUCGACGCAGCAACACCCAUUCCUUCCGACGCUCUCGGAGCCGCUCCCGAUCCCCCCUACGCCCCCAAUUCAACCCACGGGGCCACUCGCGCCGCGCCAGGCGACAUAACCGCCGUCAGCAACCGCCACGCACUGCCGAGGCUGCCACCUGGUGCGUGAUGGAGGCCGGUCGAAUGGUCACAUUCGCGUCCCGGAUGGCCUGGGAACACCAACCUCAAGUGCCACAAGGGACUGCACCAGAAGACGUUCCCCAUCCCUUCCGGCGACGGACACUGACGGAGCGCUGUGCUGCAGAUCUACCCGCCGCCUACGACGAGGAAGAAUAUGCCGACAUCUGUGAACUUUGCCGCGUCCCACUCAUUUCAUGCGAACAACAUCAUCAAGGAGCACUUCACCACGACCGAGAAGACCGCCAGCGGGCGCUGGUGCGAGCUGGAUCACGGGCCCUUACACCUGCCGACAUCGAGGCCGCCCUCCUUAUUGUUGGCCGUGCCUGCCCCGAACGCCUGCGCCGAACACUACCCUUACCACCAGAACUGGCGAACAUCAGACUCAGCGACGACGAAAUGUAACCAACUAAUUAGGAAA
Messenger RNA from Ixodes scapularis (black-legged tick), 1000 nucleotides. RefSeq lists its product as uncharacterized. The transcript has 2 exons. The record is from RefSeq and is a predicted model, not a curated record. Lineage: Eukaryota; Metazoa; Arthropoda; Arachnida; Ixodida; Ixodidae. Bases 224 to 571 code for a protein of 115 amino acids.